CGCAACUCGCCGGCGGUGGCGGCGGCGGCGGCGAGCGCGUCGGGCUCGUCCCGCUCCGGCACGCCGGCGGCGACGACGUACGGCAUCAACGACUUCAUACGCAUGAUACCGCCCUUCAUGCGCCGCCACGGCGGCCAGGCGGCCUCAAAGGCCCUGGUGGACCACUUCAACCAGUGGUGCGUCACGGGCCAGCAGUCGAGCGACUUCAAGGAGGCCCUGCGCCGCGUCGCCGUGCUGGACAAGCAGGGGUCCACCAUGCGCGGCAUCUGGAAGCUCAAGCCCGAGUUCAGGAACAGCCAGCCGCGCUUCGCCUGAUUUUGCGUGGCCUUCUGUGUGGCUGGCUUUCUCAACCAUUCUACCAACGAGUUGUAUAUGUUUUAAUCAGCCCCGAGUGUGGCCUAGGUGGUUCCGCUUUGCCCCAUUCCUUUUUAGCGGGUGUCGAUAGGGGGGUUCCCGCCUACUGUAUAAAUAUGUUGCACAAUAAAAGGGACCUGGCACAAGGGAAGGGGUCAGGGGAAGACAUCCAGCCCCGCAUAUCCUUCUACUCCAGGACAAAAUUGAUCAGGAAAGCUCUGUCGUCAGAUUCAUCUGGUGAAAUUUUCUGUCUAGAAUUUUUUUCAUGCCCCCGCAGCCGUGCCAAAAGCAUCAUGCGACCAUACCCGUGAAAUGGAGACCAGGCAAAUAGCAAGCCGUUCCCCUCGUAAUAGUCAA
Molecule: messenger RNA, 711 nt
Organism: Gaeumannomyces tritici R3-111a-1
Lineage: Eukaryota; Fungi; Ascomycota; Sordariomycetes; Magnaporthales; Magnaporthaceae
Exons: 1
Coding region: 103-315 (70 amino acids)
Source: RefSeq, a predicted model, not a curated record